CCUCUAGCUGAAUUUUCCAUCAUCCAAAACAGAGAACCUCUUUUCCUUUACAUUUACCUUUCAUUCAUACAAGCUCAUAAGUCAAUUUUGGUUUAUCAUUCCUAGAAGAAGGAACCUUUAACCAUUGACAUGGCCAUGGCAUAUGUUGCUAGAUCAUCGGAGUCAUCUCAAGUGCUUAAUUUCCAUUCCACUGCUAAAUGGAAUGCUCACUUUGAUGCCUUGAAACAAACUAACAAACUGAUGGUGGUUGAUUUCACUGCUUCAUGGUGUGGACCUUGCAAACUCAUGGACCCAGUUAUCCAAGAGUUUGCUACAAAGUACAGAGAUGUCGAGUUUGUGAAGAUUGAUGUGGAUGAGUUAAUGGAGGUAUCUCAACAUUACCAAGUGCAGGGAAUGCCAACUUUCAUGCUGAUUAAGAAAGGCAACGUGGCUGAUAAAGUGGUGGGAGUAAGAAAGGAGGAGCUACAAAGGUUGAUUGAACAACACCGAAAAUAAAUGUGUGAUCAUGCACUCAAUAAAAUAAAAUCAGCAAGGCUCUUCACUCUUCAGCAUAUUUUACCGGGUCCUCUUGCUAGAUAUAAUCUUUCAUCGAAUCUCAACCAGAAUAUUUGACUUUCCUCCUUAUUUUAUAUCCCUAGUGCUCUUCGGGGAUGCUUCUCAUCAUGUUUUGUUCCCUCGCGGAUUCUAGUUUUGUCUAUUUCCUUUUUUUUUUUUUAAAAAAAGAAGGAAAAACCAACAACUAAUAGAAAGCUGAAUAAGUUGGUACCAUUAUUUUUAUUUUCAGCUAAAAAACAAGUGUUAUUGUUUAAUAAUCACCAUCACAAUUUAAAAUUUAUACCUAUUUGUAAUCUGUCGGUGCUGAUUUUAAGCCAUGAAUGAAAAACGACAUAAAAGGGGCACUGAUGCAUCCGAUCUCUA
Glycine soja is the source of this 918-nucleotide messenger RNA. Its product is annotated as thioredoxin H2-like. Lineage: Eukaryota; Viridiplantae; Streptophyta; Magnoliopsida; Fabales; Fabaceae. Gene Ontology annotation, molecular function: protein-disulfide reductase activity. The record is from RefSeq and is a predicted model, not a curated record. Bases 130 to 495 code for a protein of 121 amino acids. The transcript is spliced from 3 exons.